Molecule: messenger RNA, 11430 nt
Organism: Synchiropus splendidus (mandarinfish)
Lineage: Eukaryota; Metazoa; Chordata; Actinopteri; Syngnathiformes; Callionymidae
Product: zinc finger protein 469
Exons: 6
Coding region: 643-11235 (3530 amino acids)
Source: RefSeq, a predicted model, not a curated record
CACUCGCUCACCCAGACGUCGCCUACACAAUGCUUCCCGGUGAAGGAGUUCGCUCCCAACAAAGUUUUGGCAGCUCGCACCGUCAGUGAGCGCUCGGCUCCGUGAGCGUCCAAGGAAUGUUGUAACACUAAGGUGCGAAACAAAAGACAACUGCGCGUAAGAAGACACCGCAGCGCUGGCUUCACCCCUCUUUACUGAUAACUAGACAGUGACCGUGCCGCUGAAGGCAGGAUUGAUGGUGGCGGUGCCGUGCAGUAAUUGGACAGUGGAGCCGAAGGCAGAGUGUGAGUGCAUGGGCCUGGGGUCUGCGAGGCUCCUCUGCAUUCUCCCCCUGUAAAGCGUGCCGAGCGCAGCCCCGCUGUGUGCCGCCGGCCCGGCCCGGCCCGGGGCCCGUCAUCACACCUGAGACUUAAAAAAAAGAGACAGCCAGUCAUGAAGUUUUCUCUCUCCUGGGCUCUGCUUCACCUUUGCUGAGGUCGGCUUCACUGUGGUCCCAGCUCACAAUGAGAGUGAAAAGAUGAGUUUGCAGCCCGCAGUUCCUGCCACUGGAUGUUUACUGAUUCAUGCCACCUCCAAGACGACGCCUCCGUCUCCCGGGCUGCGUAUCUGAAGACCAGGCUUUCCUAGUACACGUCGCGCACCAUGGCAGGAGAGACGAAGCAACUGCACCUUGGCACAGCGUUGCACCCGGCACUGCAGGAUGACGGGACAUCCCUGGACCAGCAGAGCUCUCCAAAUGAGUCUUCAGAGCACUUUUCUACCACAGACACUGAUGACAAAGUCAGCAGCAAGGGGCCCAAAGUUGACAAAGCAAAGAGGGAAAGAAAAGGAUCUCAGCGGGAGGCUGUUAUUCGGCCGCAGCAGGCGGGAAAGAUUGAUUUCCGAUCGUUGCAGAACAAAACGAAAUUUUCCGCUGACAGGACGUGGUCGAGUGGCAAAGCCAGUCCCCAGUCCCCAAGUGGUAAAGGCCGGAAUCGGGAGAAGGGCAAACGGUGUGGAAAGCCAGAGCGUGACAACCCACAACCCCUCUACAACCUAAGCAUCACAAACCCACGCUCGAACCUCAACAUUGGGAUUGCCUACCCACAGCAAAAGGUUUCCCCGGCCAAGAAGCUGGAGACCAACGUUCCUGUCUCAGGCAGCUACAGAUUCCACGUGCCCAGUGUGCCGGAGAGAGAGGCAGAGAUGCAACAGGAAGAGUUAAACCACCGUUUCCAGGACGCCUCUUCUCAUUCUCUAACCUCGCAAGGCUUUACCUCACAGUCACUGGGUUCCUCAAGUGGAAUUUCAUCCCAUCAUCAUCUGUCACAACAGCAACCUGCCACGAUGGAGGGCAACACUGGACAGUCUGGCGGUCAGGUCAUCGUGCCUGAAUUUCAGAUGAGUGGCUCCAGCGUGUGGCAGUCUCCUGAACGGACUUUCAAUGGUGCUAGCUACGGCGUUCCUUCACAGAAAUGUGCUGCCCUCAAAGAAAACAGUAAGGGAGGCACAUUUACACCAUUCCAUUAUGCAUAUAACUUUCUGGAAGAAUCCACUUCUGACGCUUUUCCCUGCGAGCAGAACACACAUGUGGACACAGCCGGUUCUGUUCACGUGUCCCAUAAUUCAUAUUCUUUCAUGUCUCGAGACGGGCUCAACGUGGGGCAGAACGGCACUCAGUUCAGCACUGAACACCAAGCUGAACACAGAAGUUCUUACCAUCAUAGCUCACAGUUACAGCGUAUCCAAGGAGGGGCAGCCUCCAUCCAAUGUACAAGGAAUUUAAGUGAGGAUUCAGCCAGUAGUGACAGUUCUGGAUCUGGUUCACAGCAGCUGGAACCGGGAAACAACUCCUUGCCAGAGAACACAGACACAACUGGAUGUGCAGAUGCGGAGGAUGCGGCCAUCACGUCAGGAAGCAAGAGAAUUGGCCAACCCAAAGAUUCAAAUGCAGCCCAAAGGACACCGCUUCAAGGCGGUGCGCAUCGAUCAAGAAACAGCUCCGGAUCCCAAAUCAACUUCCCUAAUAGCAUCCACCCUCCCUCAGUUGCCUUCGAUAACAAUGUCAGUAAAAAGGUUUUGAACAGGCAUCCACAGUCUUGGUGUGCGUCUAGCAAGACCUACUCACCUGCAGAGAACAGAACCACACAUUACCAUGAUAUGAAUGAAAGUCUAAAGUUCCCAAACCAGCCAGCGGUUGACAAAAGGUCCAAUUCCUCCAAAAGUAGCCGACUCUCCUGGCAGCAGAACGCAGUCCCAACUCCAAACCGAAUAGAGCUGUCCAGGCAAAUAAACAAUCAAAAGUGGUCUUACAUGGUUUCUCCCUCGGACGUGCAGGACGACAGCAAGACGCAGAAACACAAUCAACUGAAAAUUCCUGGCCCAUUUCAAAAGGCAAGAUCUGCUGAGGGGUUUUCCAACCAGAGGCAAGAGACUGUAAGGCAUAGUAAUGCUACUUUUAAAAUAGAAAUGAGCCACACACAACUGUGUGAGUCCAAAAAUAAAGUUUAUUUCGGGGUCAACCAGUCUGUCCCAGGUGCUGCAUCAAGAACUUUCACCUAUCCGCCCUUACAGGCUCCGCCCAUGGGUCUCAUGAUGGUGUCACCGUAUGAAUCCCCGCUUCCCUCCCCUGGUCAUAACCAAGCAUCGAGCAGUACGUGCUCCUCUCUGUCCCCAGUGUCCACCAGCCCAGUGAAUAUCAGCGCCGACGAGAGUCAAAUGUCAAAGGCCAAUCCGCCCAACCUCUUCUUCCACCAGCCCCAAACCAAAGCACAGCUGUCCUCAGAGACCUUGAGCUCCCACCAGUUUCACGCCGACCCUCCCCGCAGUCUUCCAACAGAGAGAGCUAAAGAUGACUCCAUGAACUACCUGCAAAACAACAACGCUUCCAAAUCCACGGUCAACAAAGGAUACGUGGACAGCUUCGGUAUCGAGCAUCACCAACCUCCACCCCCAUACUCGGCACAUCAGCUGUUUGCGAAUCUCGACCAGCUAGAUGUUCUCCUGACAUGCAAGCAGUGUGAUCAGAAUUUUAGCAACGUGACCUCUUUUCUGGAACACAAGCAAUACUGUGCACAACACGCCUUUGCACAAAAUGACCUUAAAGACCUAUCAAAGAUAGAAGACAGUCGGAAAAUCCCAGCAGAACCGGCUAAACAACCCUCUGUGUCAAACAUCUCAGCAAGUAGAUGCUCCCCUGACCUUCAUCUGUCUUUGCUCGGCCUCAAUAAAAACGGGGAGUUAAUGUCAGAGAGCGAAACAAAAGGCGAUAAGGAUGAUUCAAUGAAGAUAAACUUGUUUUCGGGUCCAGCGAACGCACCUGCAGCUCUGCCUGAACUGGAACUGGAGGAUGCCAAGUUAGACCGACUCAUCACUGAAGCUUUGAACGGACUCGGGUAUCAAUCUGACAACGCGGAGAUUGACAGUAGCUUCAUCGAUGCUUUUGCCGAUGAUGAGCUCACAACCGUCAAAGGACCCGCAAACAAACAGUCUCUGAAAAGCAAAGAAAUGCAGCCACCAGAGAGCAAAGCCAAACAUGAAGCAGAUAGUCCGAUUACACAAGGAAAGUAUUUCUAUGACUCUGAUGUUGACAGCCCUAAGACAAAUAAAGAUUAUACAGAAAGUAAACUUGAGGAAGCAACUCUAAAUUUAGAGCGAAAGGAGAAAAUUAACAUUAAAAAAGGAGUGUCUCAUAAAAAUUCAGCAGCUUCCCCUGAGGGAAAAACAACAGAACAAGACAGCAAAGUGAGAGGCACUAGAAAACUGGGCAGAAGUGAGGAUGAGAACACAAGUGCCCCCAGGAUUCUCUUAUCCAGCAAGUUCUCUGAGCGCUGUGGUGCUAAAAGCGCAGAGGAGCAUUCUGGACAUGCCACACACUCACACACAUCACCAAAGCACGCAGUGAAAGAGAGCAAGAGGAAAGGAGGUGCCGGCGGCACCUGGAGCAAAGAAAUGAUUCACAAAAUUGUCCAGCAAAAAAACAAAAUCCAGAAGGUCCACGUGAAAGGCAGCAAAAACCUACAGUUCUCUCUGGUGAUGGAGAGGCUGACGCCUCCUGUGACGAACCCGGCGCUCGGAGAAUACGACUACGUCUCCAACUCGGAUGACGACUGCGAGCCGGUUAAAAUCCCGAGCCAGAACAGGAUUAAUCAAAGCAGCCGCUGUAAAUACACCUACACCAAAGAGUGUAAAUGGCGAGCGAGGAAUGAUCGAGACCAGGCGGCGUGGAGACACGAGUCCAAAGAAUGUUUUGAGGUCAAAAGAUGUGAAGAGGUUUCUCUUUCUCCUGAUAAACUGGGGGCUAACCAAAGACUCAAGAGGAGGGGCAGCAGGUCAUCCACAAGCAGUGACCUCAGCGCAUCCGUGAGUGUUUCAAGUGAUGGUAUCAACAGCCCCAAGAGCAGCGACCCUCUUGACUCAGACUGUGAGAAGAAGUCAAACAUGAAAAAGAAAAAUCAGAAAACCUACGAAAGGUCGUCGCCGCAGAAAUUACUCAAAGAGUCCGGCACCUUAGCACUGAUGUUCACCAAAGCUGUGAAGAAGUGUGAUGCAGACAAACCAUCCUUGGUUGUGAGCAGCAGAGACGAAACAGAAACCGCCAAAGCUGUUGACCCUCCGCCACCCGCGCUCAAAGACACAAUCCAAAAAAGCAAAAGCUCAAAGUCAAAAGAGAAACCCGCGACGGGCUGCAAAGAAACGCUGAUGUCAUACAGGGACACUUCAGAGAGACAAAACAAACUGAAAGAGCAAACACAAAUUGAUAGCCUUCCACAGCACUUUGACCUCUCAACCACUGACAAAAACCCAGAUUCCAAUGUCGAAGAAAACACAGCGGCAGGAGUCAGAGAAAAGCCUCGUGCCCCUGAGCUCCAGCUGUCUUUUGAAAAACAGAGCGACAGUGUGUUUGUGGGGAAAGAGGCUGCGGCUUUGGUCGGUGAACUGGACACACACAAACCUGUACCGUUCUGCACCACCUUGAUGAAUGAGACUUGCUUAUCGCCGACCGACGGCUCCUUGAUUCAGAAGGACCCGCUUCACCUCAUGCCGUACCCUCUGGAUCAGGAACAAGGGAUCAUGAAAUCCCCACUUUCCUUUGACACCACAUCAAUGUUUGGGGAACUCACCCCGUUCGACACCGGGCUCUACUCUGACAUGCCACUUCCAAAGGACAAUUUCCAUUCCAUCCAGAAUAUACCUGAAAAGAAGGAAGAAUAUGUUUCUUCCCUUUCGUCUUUCCUGGAACAAAGAGACUGGAACCUGAUUGUCAGCCCAGAACUGCCCGUGGAGAUAUCUCAGUACAAAGAAAACUCUGAGAAAUCGAAUGAAAAGAAAGCAGAUUUCAACCACGUGCCGUUGACCCUGCCUGAGAAAAUCAUUGACUACCCAGUCAAUCUAAACAGCUGUGCUUCAGAGGACGAGCUGGAGAUUAAGAGAAUCGUGAAUGAGCUGGAAAACCAGCUGCAGUCCACCAAGUUGGAGAAGCAGCCGCUGCUGUGCGAGAGCGAUCCUAAGCAAAUGCAAAUGAGCAAGUUUUCGCCGUUAUGCCUGGACGAAGAGUCGCAGAGUGACGGCUCUGAUCUUAGUAGUUCUGUGACAACGUUGCCGUCGGAGCCCUUCACCGAACCGGGAAUGUCAUGGUCCAGUCCAUUCCAGUUUGAGCUCAUGACGGACACCAGCAGCCCUCACUCGACUGUUCAUGAAGAUUCCCUUGAACAUCUCACCAAGAAAGAAUCGGCGCUAACAAGCCCUCACCCAGAGAAUGAUGCUUCCCCUCUUCUCAGUGACUACAAAGAUCUAAAUCCACAGAACGACAAUCCCACUGAAAGCAAAGAAAACGUUUUUGAUCAGCAGCAAUACGCAGAGAACCUGAUGAAAAGCCUGGAGGUGAUCUCUGAUUCUGUCUUCAGCAAAGACGACCCACAAGAAACAAAGUGUCAGAAGUCGACCGAGACGGAUCACGCAACAGAGGCAGUUACGCAAAAUGAUAAUAAAUUGUCUUCAUCAAAUAUCAAUGAGGAGGAAGGGAGUGUUGGAUUCAUUCUUAAUGGCUCUCAAUUGUCUCCCCCUGAUGCUAGUAAACACUCAGUCGAUGCGAAACAGCUGAAGUGUGGUACUGAAGAGGAAAUGAAAGUCGUGUCUGACUCAGAAGUGGUGAAACCUCUCACAGCUUUACAUGAAGAGACUGUGAGGAACAAAGAUCUCACAGAACAUGGUAUGUUGCUGGAAAGUGGACAUCAACCAGAGCAGUCGACCCCCAACCAGGAAGGGGGAACAGAAAUCUCUGUAUGGUCGAGCCAAGGUCCCCCUUCUCCAGCUCCUCACCCUGACGUAGAGACUGAGAUAUCCACAGAUCUGAACCAUAACCACCAGGGGAGACGUUCACCCCACGCUGAUUUGCUAAUCUUCGUUAGCUCCAACAAGACAAUCGAACCUACAAACCAGUUCAUAGAACUUGCCACUGAGAUCUACGCCCCUCCAUCUUCCGACCUAUCAAUGGAGAUCGUGACCACCGACAAGCCCUGCAGUCCCUUACUGGUCGACACAAGUCAUGACAGUUGCUCCACCUAUCAAGAGUUCCGUUCCUCAGAUGAACAAAGUGGUCAGGCAAAGACAAGUGAAGACAUCAGCUGCCCAGUUUAUCCCAUCACUCUGAAAAACGAACUUAGCCUUUCCUUUGGCACUAUAGAGAAACAGGACGAUCUUUUAAACGUGUCCGUUCACAAAGAUCUGCCUGUUGACUUCAUGGAAGGCCACCAAGACUCACAGUGUCAAGAGGACGGUCUGUUUCAACCCAAAAGUCCGUCUAUGAGGAUGUUUCCUACGGAGGUCACACAGGAGCUGGAGAAAGAAGACCACACAGGCGACGUCCGGAGCGCGGCUCAGGAGCACAAAGGCAGCAACAGUGAUUCGGAAUAUGAUGGAAAAUUGAUGAACCCACCCGUGCUUGACUUGGGAAUAACACAGUGUCAAAUUCCAAGCUCCAGAACAUCAACACCCCCACCUCAAGCUGCCACCGUGGAUGCAUCUGGGCCAACAAUUCAGAACCAUGAUUUUGAUCUCAGUUCUCUAAACUACUCAGAUGAGCCUCCUCAGCUACAUCAGUACGACCUUCUACCAAUUUCACCAGCAAAACAAUCCAAGGACAAUCCAGACGUCCAACACAGUCCAAAGCACAACGAAGAGUCUGUUAACUCUGCUGCUAUUUUUAAUACGAAAGCCUGUGACCCCACCGUGGACCCAGAUCCCGCUGCUGGAAUCCAUUCAUCAGUUAAAUGUCCUGAAAUUCGAGAGAACAUCAACAUGGCUUUUGGCUUCUCAGAUGACAUCAAAAGUUCUGAGACCUCGAACGGAGUCCCACCGAUGGAUCUGGAGCUGUGCGAUGAUCAAGUUCAGCCUAAUGCGCUGUUAAGAAAAGACACUUUGCUGCCAAUUAUCGGUGAAAAUAAAGAGCUGCCUCCUCCUCAUGCAGCCGGGAGUCUACCGACGACGGAGGCGAGGCAGAGUUCAACCACACAGAGGAGAACGCAGAGCAUCAAUCAAGACGGUAAUGUUCUGUGUGAAAUCUGCUCCAUGUGUUUCCGGACAGUGCCAGGUUUAAAGAGGCAUAAAGCCAUGAAACAUUUGGUCAAGUCUGAAAAACGCACAGACCAAGCGAACACAACAGUGAGACUCCAAGAUACGACAGUCAAAACAUCUGUGGCUGUUGAGAAACUACCUGAAGCCGAGUCACAGAUCUCCCUGGGAGAGACAGCAGCUUCGGAGAGAAGCGCCAGCGCCUCAGCCAAGAUGUCCGACACAAAGUCUGUCCUGCUGGAAACAGCAACAGAAACGAUGGCAGUGGACCUCGAUAAAAUAAACUCUCCAAAAGAUGUGAUGCCAACGAAGGAAAAAGCAUCAAAGAGGAGGGCGAAAGAGCUGAAGUUCAACCCUUACACUUUCACUGAUGAUGUUCUGAACAGAUUAAAAACAGACAUCCUUCAGGCCAUUACGCCAGAUUUCAAACUCAAUGGACAUCAAGAACCGGGGAAACCCACAGAUGACCUGCUUGAAAUCAACAAUACUCCAGUGACUCUGUCGACUGAAUUAACCGGCGAGGACUCUAAAUCUGACAAAGAAAAGAUACAGGAUGUUCAUGAAGCCGUGGAGCGAAUUGACACGCCCCUUUUUGAGGAGUGCACGCGCAUGUCUGACUUGGCAAUUGAGGAAGUUCCUCUGGAAGAAGUUUUGAAUGCCGAAGAGUCAUGUGACCUAAAAGAAAUAUCGGAAGUCGAUAUAAAAUGCGAAAGAGGCUGCGAAGUGUCAGAAGAGCUUUGUCCUCCGUCUUGUUUGAGCCCUCCCCGACUCUGUCCCCCAAGCACUGAUAUCAAGGCCAUAUUUGACGAUGACACCACUUUCUCUCAGCUAUUUCCAAGAGAUGAGGAGACGAAGAGAAAAAAGUGCCCAAGGGUCUACAGCAAGAAGAACAAAAGACAGAAGGUUUCGCACGACUCGAAUGCAACUCUGGACUUUCUUCCUCCUUCAGAAAACGUCCCACAGAACCAGGCAGACAACACGUUCCCUGAAAAUCAAACAUGCGAAUAUAAAACCAUCUCAAUAGUUGAUACCAUUUUGCUGAAUAUGUGCCACAGCGGUUUGAAACCAGAUGCUGAGUUGGUACCAGAUGUGCCGCUCGGUGACAAAGACGAUUUCCACGACGGUGCAGAUGAACUUGGUAACCCUUCCUUACACCCGCUCCAGAGCACCAUUGACAAAUCUCUGAUUGAGUGGAGUGACAUCAGUGUUUUUGAUUCAAGCUCUGGGGUUACCCAGGACCCCCUUACCUGCAAAGCAGAGGUGCCGACCUCCCCGCUGCUAAUGCAUGCUAGCCCUUUUCCGACGGAACCCUGUAUCACUGGGCCCGGACCAAACUUCCAAAGCAUCGACAUUCAAAAUAUCAACACCACAUUCCAGCUCCCUGACAUUCAAUUCUUCGACGCAAGCAAAGAACUUGCGGCGGCGACCCCCGGUGUUGACAUGGAGACCCAGUCUGACGACAGCUCAAGGAAGCUAGCCGAGCGGCGGGGCAGGAAGAAACAAGAAGGUGGAAUGAAAGUUAAAGACAAGCAGUAUAAGUGCAAAGUCUGCUUCAUGUGGUUCCUCACACUUGGCGAGCUGAACUUUCACAAGCUGUCCCACAACCCAUCUCCACCGCCGACCUGCUACAUGUGCGUCCAGCGCAAGUUCAGCUCAAGGGAGCAGCUGCGAGACCAUCUGAGGGAGAAGCAUGCCAAGAACAAGACUGGCAUCUGGACCUGUGGAAUGUGCUUGAAGGAGAUAUCUGAUGUGUGGAUGUACAACGAACACCUGCGAGAGCAUGCCACCCAGUUCGCCCGCAGGGGUCAGGCGCCCUUUCCAGGUUGCUUCAUGCAGGAGACGGCUGUUAAAAACUUCAUCACCUCAAUUAUGCAGCAUCGGUCCAGCAAAGCCAGCAAAGAGUCGGGCAAAGCCACGAGAGAACAGGACAAGUCUGGAGCUUCUGAAGGCAGCAGGGAAGACGGAAAGUCCUCAAAUGCUCUUGAGCCAAAGCUUCAGAGGCCUAAAAGUAGCACAGCAGGUGGAAGGCAGAACUCUUUAACCCCACUAGAGGUCCUGCACAAGGCCGAAACCCCAAAAAGUGUUGAGAUGCAUCCCAACUGCAAAGACCCAUCCAGAGACUGCCACCACUGUGGAAAGCAAUUCCCCAAACCCUUCAAGCUCCAGCGACAUCUAGUGACUCAUAAUUUGGAAAAGAUCUUCUUGUGCCACAAAUGUCCCGUUUCUUAUCAGGAGUCCCAGGACCUGAAAGAGCACCUGAAGAGAGUGCACGGCGAAGUGGACGAGCUGGACUCCAAACACACGACGCUCUACACCUGCGAGCUCUGCGCCGACGUCAUGCACGUCAUCAAGAAGUCCUUCAUCUGUAGCACCUGCAACUACACUUUCUCCAAGAAGGAGCAGUUUGAUCGACACAUGGAGAAACAUCUGUCGGGCGGUAACACCAUCUUCAAGUUCAGAGGCGUCCUCCGGCCAAUCAGGGGGUCCAGAGAAGAGCACUGUUUCCCGCCCGCAAACAAGAAGAGACGAAUCCGCACUGACAGUCUGCAGGAGAGCAGCUCGGACAGCGGGAUCGCCAGUGAGCACUCAGAGACUUCCAAAAUGUCCGUGUCCAUGUCGGACGAUUCCACUCAGACCAUCGCCAACGAGUACCCCAGUGACACCAACGUAAAGACAGAGGACGAGGACUUCUCCGAGCUGCUCGUGGAACUGAAACAGUCUGUGCAUGUCAGCUCACCAGAGUUGGCAGCUCCCAAAACCGAGGAAGCAGAUUUAGCGCCAUCUAGUUUCGAUCUAGAGGAUGACGGGAUAUCAUUGGUGGAAACGUGUGACGUGAAAGAGGAGGCCGAGCUUGUGGACAUCAGGGUGGAGUCGUGGCCUUCAAAUAGCAGUUUGAUCGGAGAAGGGAACUGUAAGGAAGAGAGCGCACACUCGCCUCAGGCUGGUGAGGACAGUCAUGUUGUUUCAAAGAUGCAGGAAGAAGAUGAUCUCCAGCAGAGCGACGGUGCAACAGUCGAUGAGACUGAACAAGAAGUUGGAGGCCCGGGCGCUGAGGAAAGUCACGAGAACCAGCUGAAACAAGUCAGAACAGCUGAGAGCGUGAGGCACAGCAAGCCGUCAGAUACAUCUCCAGUCCUGCUCAGCAAGGUUUCCCCCAAUUCCUCCCUGAACGAGGAUUCAGUGAGACAACAGAAGAAGCGGAAAGAAAUGAAAUCGACACACAGCCAGCAGAGGCUCGCUUCUCCAACCACCCAAGAGAACUACGACUGGAAAUCCAAGAAGAAGAACCGUGCGAUCAAGAGCUCUAACACCCCCCAGCAGAGAAAGUCUGAUGAGUACCCGGUGCUGUCAUCGGUCCGUGAUGACGUUGUGGGCAACAAGAUCCUUCCCAAGACCAAACCCUCGUCACCCUUCAAACGCAACCUUCAAACGAUGGCCACGCCGCUGAACGGAGACUACAAAAGUAAGAAGGGAACCCCGGGGCGACCUCUUCACACCUCCAUCUCUAAAGCCGCAUCCGUUCCCAUGAACAAUUCCCUGAACAAGUCCAGGCCGAGGUUGGGAGUCAACCAUUCCUACAGGACGGCAGAGUCCCAAAACAACCUCCUGAGUCAGCUGUUCGGCCAAAAACUUACUAGCUUUAAGAUCCCUUUGCGGAAGGACACGUCUGAGUCGAUGAACUGAGCAGAAUCUGUGAACGACAGACUGGACAUUUCACAGUUGUAAAGACAAUUCAUUUUGGUGAAUACGAUUGCACAGCUUUAUUUUCUGUGAAAUGUUUUCUUUACAUACUUACGUAGUCACUUUAUGUCUUAUUUGUACAGAUGUUUUUUUUUUUUUUUCAAAUGUGAGGACAAAGGCAGAUGUUAAUCAAGUAUA